UUUCUUCUGCUGGUUUGAAUUGCAGAUUCUACGUAGGCUAACAGACCAGAUCUUCUUCUUCAUCUUCAUUGCCUCCUUGACCUAAAGAUAUUGACAAAUAAUAGAUCUGAUAGAAAAUGGAAGAUAAUGAGCUCCGAAAAUGGGACAGUGAAGAUUUAGCCACGGUGCGAAUCAAAGUACUUCAAGGCCAUUCAGAAAGUGUGAAUAGUUGCCAGUUCAUUCAGAAUACUCAGAAAAUAUUCAGUGCUUCAGAGGACUGCAGCAUUCGUCUCUGGAACUUUAGAACAGGCAAAUGCAUUCAGACUUAUGACAAUCUGCAUGAAGUGAACAUCCCACAAGCUCACUCAUUGCCUGAUGGAUCAAAGUUUCUUACCUGUGGAUGGGACAAAAAGCUCAAACUUUGGGAUGCUGAGACUGGGCAAUGCAUUCUUGAGAAGACACAUGAAGAUUUCUUGACAUGUUGUCAAGUGUCCCAUGAUGAAAAAAUGAUUGCCUGUGGAUCUGAUCUGGGAAAAGCUUUAAGAGUUUAUGACUUACAGAGUGGUGAAUGUAUUUUUGAUUGCAAAGGAUUACACGAGAGUUCAAUAACGAGCUGCAAGUUUGCCCCGGCAGACGACAAAGUUAUCACAACCUCCAUGGACAGAUCAGCAAAAUUUUUUGACCUUGUUACUGGCACCCCAACAAUCAAACUGGUCGGACACACAAAUAUUGUUUCUAGCUGUUCCAUCACUAGUGAUGAAAGAAAGUUUGCUACAGCAUCCUGGGAUAAAAGUGUCCUGCUCUGGGAUGUGGCAACUGGAAUGUACAGAUCUCAAGGACCCUCUGCUCUGAAAGGUGCACAUGACGGAUCUAUCAGCUGCUGCAGCUUCAGUGCCGAUGGACUGUUCCUUGUCACUGGAUCUUAUGACUUAAGUGUUGUAGUGUGGGAUGUGGAGAACAGUGUACAGAAAAUGAAACUUCAGGGUCAUUUUGGCUGGAUAAAUGACAUCUGCUUCAGUGAAGAUCAAGACUGGUUACUAUCCUGUUCAAAGGACAAAACAGUUCGUCUCUGGAACAUUGCGGAUUCAGACAAGAUUCCAAUUGUUUUGGAGAACAAGAAAGCCCAGGGUGUCAAGGUUAUCAAGUGCUCCAAGUGUGCCAAACCAUUCUCCAUGUCCCAGCUAGAGAGCUUCCGAGAUGUGACCGUCUGUGUCUUUUGCCGUCUUGCAAGUCCGGAGAAGUCAUGGCUUAGUUUUAGUGAGACGUCAGAACAAAGUGCUUGAAGUAUUCUGCUGGACAUAAAUCUCAUCGUAGACUUUACUUGCAUCUUAUCUGUACGUCAUUGUUAAAGUAUGACUGAUGAAUUUCAAUGAUUUGCUUCAACAGUUAUUUUUGUAUUGGGAUUUUUAUCAACUAGCCCAAUGCCCUACACUCAAAGAUCUUGUACUACUCAGCUUUCGUAACAAAGACAGAUGUGCAAGCUUAACCCAUGAACAGUUGACAGAAGAGAGAGGAUUGGCUGAUUAGGUGUCAGUGUUAGGCCGGUCCAAGAAUGGCUCUGUAGGUCUGACCUGUAGCUCGCCCCAUGCAAAGGAACGUAUACAUUAUCGUGUGCCUGAGCAGCGUCGCUGUAUGGUCUGUCUAUUGUCCUCUGAGCUGCAAGACGCGUCAGACAUGCUAUUCAACAGUGUUGUAAAACAUGUCGGACAUGUGUCGCACGCAGCCUCGCUCCCUUUUUAUUUUUGACUGAAAUUCUUCACAGAUCAUCAAAAUCAGCAAGAAGUAUUAUUAGGUGCCUCUACUAUUACUAUUAGAUAUUGAUCUAACACUUGACCACAAAAUCCCAAGAAAUGCACUUUAUCCUACAUUAAAAUUUUGAAUCGAGAGGUUGACCUAGUUUUGACUGUUUGUUUACAUUCAUAGGCCUGUGUGCUUCUAGUCUAGAGAGGCUGUGCUGACAUGCAGAGGGCGCUUACUCAGACACAGAAGCCAACGCAGUGUGGCUGUGCUGUCACGCUGACGGCGUGCGCUUGACGAGCUACAGGUCAGACCUACAGAGCCUCUCUAGGACCAACCUUAGAGUGUUGUAUGAUCGCUCAUUGGUGAGGCCUGUCUUGAGAGAAUUUUCAUCAUUAGCACUGAAGGAGCUAAAGUGUUGAAAAAUUAAAGCCUCCACAAUAGCAAGUAUUUUACCUACCAGCAUUGAUUACUGCAACGGGUCGACAGAAAGAGAAGUAACACUGAAACCAGAAUAGGAUUGUAGUGCCAAUGCCUCUCAUCAGCAAGCUCAAAAAGCCAAUGAAAUAAUCAACAACUCUUUAACAUCAUCAGUAUUAAGUUGUAUGUUUAUUACAGUAAUACAUGUACAAAUAAUAUGCCGGGCUAUUCUUUGCAUCACUGUGAUAAUGUAAUAAAUGUUUGCUACACAAA
This is a messenger RNA of Aplysia californica (California sea hare), 2409 nucleotides long. Its product is annotated as WD repeat-containing protein 88. The transcript has 11 exons. The coding region runs from base 117 to 1262 and encodes 381 amino acids. Gene Ontology annotation, molecular function: protein binding. The record is from RefSeq and is a predicted model, not a curated record. Lineage: Eukaryota; Metazoa; Mollusca; Gastropoda; Aplysiida; Aplysiidae.